Messenger RNA from Argiope bruennichi, 3831 nucleotides. RefSeq lists its product as uncharacterized. The transcript has 4 exons. The coding region runs from base 322 to 3639 and encodes 1105 amino acids. NCBI's taxonomy places the organism in Eukaryota, Metazoa, Arthropoda, Arachnida, Araneae, Araneidae. The record is from RefSeq and is a predicted model, not a curated record.
AGUGUCUCCUUAUGGUUUCGCUUUAUUUGAUCACCUACUUUAGAUGGAAGAGGAGAGCAUACACGUGUUAUCUCCAGCUAAUAAGCAGUCAGUUUAUCGACCGUUGACGGAUUCUCAUUUCAUGUGAUUCACUUCUGUCUAUCAUUACGUCAUAUCGUAUGGCAUCAACAUACUGGGGAUUCCCCUUCUUCUUCUAGCGCCAUCUCUAGAUGUGACAUCUGUCGGAUUAUAGAGAGACUGCAGGACUUCACAAAUGUGUAGUCAGUGAAUGUGUUUAGGUAAUUUGAAUUUUAUACAGAGGAACAGAGAACAAACACCGAGAUGCCUUUGCAAUCCCCAGUGAUUCGAGAUCUAUCAUUAUGGAACUCCAGGGUUUCGAAAAGUGUGUGGGAGAUAUAUACUCCAGACAAAAAUAGUUUGUACUGGUCUAUUUUAAUCUCAUAUUUGAUUCCUUCGGUACAUUCAAAAAACCCAGUCGACUUCGCUAAGAGAUUAAAGAACCUUAAAGAUGACAGUUUAGAAAGUCAGUCUUUGAUGGGCAAACUGGAGAACUUUAACCCAUUUAAGAAAAAGCACGCAUUCCAUUUUGGAGAUAAUAUGGCGGUAGUUAUGCAAAAGUUUAAGAAAAGAAUUAAUCAAAGAACAAAUUUUCGACCAUCUGGAGUUAAUGUCGAUGAUCUUAAACUUGCUGCUGCAUCUGAAAUGCUAAAUUGCUUUAUCGAAGUAUACCGGCUAGAUUCAACAGGAAUUCAAAAAAAGGAGACUUUCUCUCCUAGAGCACAAUCAAUUGUCUCCUCUUCGAAUCUAAGCACUAUAAUAAUAUUUUACCAUCCGGAGACUCAGCUGAAAAACAGAGUAAAGGAUACCUUCGGAUUCGGAAUGGUGUUCGAAAUUGCACAGCCCUUACGAGAAAAAGCUCUAACCUUCAUUUUGAGAAAGGACAAUUUUUUGAAAGAAAAUAACAUUAAGAUUCAACAGGUAGUUCGGAACAGCGAAAAUUUUCUUAUUUCGUUGCUCAAAAGUGAUGUUAAGGACGCUAUACUGAGAAUUUAUAAAUCCCCAUACAUACUGGCAAAGCUGCAGAAUGCGGGUUACAAUACGAAUCCUCUCGUAAAAGGAAAUGAGGGUCUCUCAGCUUUUUACUUUAGCAUGCAGCUGAUGGAUACACAGUAUCUGAAUAUAUUGUAUAGCUAUGUUUCAAAUAACUUUUUUAAGCCAGGUGAAUCUUGUAGGAAACCUAAUGAAGAGAUUUUAAAGAAGUUGAGUGAUCUGAAAUGUGCCUUUGAAACAGAUUUUGGAAAUUCGACCGCAUUUUCAUUAUUGCCCCCUUUCGUCGUUCAAAGAUAUACAGAAAUUUUGAAGUUUAAUAAAUAUCAAACGAAAGUGGCGAAAAUAAUGAAGGAUAAUCAACAGAAUAAUAUUGAAGAUACUAUUUUGGCUAUUUUUAAAGAGUACACUGAUUAUUUUUUGUAUCCCAGCGAUGCACACAAUGAGUUUGAAAAUUAUCUUAAAUUUAGCUAUUAUUAUGAAAGUCUGGAUAGUUAUACCUGUCUUUUGCUUUUUGACAGUCUACUUUUAGUAAAAAGGAAAGCUUAUUCUGACUUAGUUGAGCCUCUUUUUCUAAUGAUGAUGAGCAAUAAUUAUUUCCCACAAAAAUUACACAAUCAUGAUAGUGGUACCCUUUUAGGUUGUAAGGGAUGUGCUCACCGGGCUAUCCCGUUCAAAUAUAGAACGAAUUUCUUUAAAGUAUUAAAGAAAGUUCUCAAUAAAAUAGAAACUGGUCCAGAAGGAGCCAUCGCUUCACCUGUUGAUAUGAUUCUCAGAAGUAUCCAAAGCAUUCCGAAAGAUGAGUUUCUUUUAGAAAGAUUAAAGACAUCACUAAAGACUGCAAUAAACGUUGAAGUGAAUGACACAAAAAAUGUUCUGACAAUUUUCAGAACUCUUCAAGUUUUAGGUGAAGUCAUUGCAACUUCAACCAAUGAAAAUUUUGUCAGUGGUUUUCUUUUGUCCGCUCAUAUACCUUAUGACCUUGAACUGGCCCUGAUGGACAUACGGAAUGACAUUUCACAUUAUAAAGCUAAUGUCAUUCAAGGCAGGCUAAACCUAGAAACUCGCAUUGGUCUAUUUCAAAAAAUUCAGGAUGAGUUGAAACUUAUUUAUCAGACAUUGGAACCAGUCUUUUCUUGCCAACAGUUUAAAAUGAAAGAAUAUAUUAUACAGUCCGCGUCGCCACUUUUUUACGUUUCUAAUGAAGAACUUAAGAAUAUCGCAGUUGAUCGAGAAACUUGGAGCAAGACAAAUCGGGAUCAGUUUAAAUCAUACACUGUGAAUGUUUUCAGGUUAUUCGAGCGAGUUUUAAAGAAAUCGUUCCCAAAAAUGAAUGAUCCUAAGAAAUAUUUUCAGAGAAUUAAACGACUUCAAGAUGGCGCAAAAGCCUUAAAUUUCGUGUUUAGCUUCAAGGUCAAAUUUGUAGAUCCGAUGACAAUACAACAUCUAAUAGAUGCCGGGGACGAACUUCAAAAUAUCAUUACAUCUCUCGAGAAAAGCGAACCGACCGACCAAGAUAUUGCAAAACUGCAAGGUAAUUUCUUAAAAUAUAAAUCACUGCUAAAACAAGUUUUCAAUCUUGAUGUGAAUGAUGCUAAUUCUGAGCUGAAGUGUGAAAAUUUGAUUCAUUUAAAAGAAAAUUUGAGAGACUUCAAUGUCUUUGAAAAAGCAGAAAAUUUAAAAAUCAGAAAGAUAAUUUUGGAUUUUUUAGAACCUUCAUUUCAAGCUACAAUGAAACUUGAAACCGCUUUAAGGAAUUCUCAAAUUCUCCCAGACCUCGAUCAAGUCUUGGAUCAAACAUAUCUUCCAAAUAAAAAGCGGAAAAAAAUUAAAGUAACCUUUUUAUCAGAACCAACCCAAAAUUUAAAGAUUUUGGAGGACUUUAGCUAUAACAGCAAAGAUAAAGCAUUAGGCAAAGAACAUGAAACUACGCAAAAACUGGUGGAAAUGCUUGCAAAAGAAGAAUAUAAAAAAGUUUUGCUACAACUUUCUUCAACCUUCGAAAAAUCACUUGAGAAUAAAUUCCUAAAAUUAGUAAAUCAAAAAAUAGAAUUUCUGAUUAAAAAAAUAAAUUUGAUUGAAAAUAUUUUGAUUGACGAAGAGGAUGACAUCAGAGAUUUAGUCAAGUGGGGUAGAAGCGAUGAAAUAAAGGAUUACAACAAAUUUUUAAUGCGCCAGCGAUAUGUAAUGGAAUUAGAUGUCAAAUCAUCAUUAGAAAUGUUAUUAUUUGACUGCAUGAACAUAAUGGACAAACGGAAGGAUCUUGUGGAUAUUUACACCAAAAUGGAUAAUAUGUUUGCCGGUGUCGACUUACGAAACAUUUUAUCGCAUGGUAACAUUUUGAUUGAUACUCUUGGAACAUUGUUGGAUCCUGAUGAUUUACCAUCGGAAAUUAUAAUUAAAAUGUUAGAAUUGAUUGAUGAUAAAAAAGCUUUAAAAGCUCUAUCAGAUUUGUGGAUAAAAAAGAAGCCAAUGACUACUGAGGAAUUAGAAAGGUUAAUAAAAAACCAAAAUGAAUGUCAGAACCCAAACGAUGUAAUAAAUUGCCCUCGUUGGAAAAGUUAUGCCGUGUUUUUGCCAACAAGACAAUAACACACUAAGUAAAUUUUAGAGAAAUAUUUUUUUCUUCAUUUGUUAAGAAAUCAUAUUAUUUAUAGAUUUUGUUAUGAUUCUUGUUAAUGUUUAAAAAUUUUAUUUAACCCAUAAUUACAAAAUUGUUAAAAAAUGCUAUUAAAAUUUUUUUUUAAUGUGACGAAAUUGACAAUUUUUCUAGUAAUUUUUCAA